This is a messenger RNA of Linum tenue, 177 nucleotides long. NCBI's taxonomy places the organism in Eukaryota, Viridiplantae, Streptophyta, Magnoliopsida, Malpighiales, Linaceae. The record is from the annotation of a GenBank genome assembly.
AUGGAGGUCAAGGAUUUAGAUCACGACUGCUUCUUGGUUAAGCUGAACAAUGAACAAGACUAUUUCAGGGCGCUUACUGACGGACCGUGGGUUAUAUUCGAUCACUAUUUGGUGGUUCAACAGUGGUCGCCGAAAUUUAAGGCCUCCGAUCCUCUGCCGAAGACAAUGAUUGUCUAG